AUGCCACCGCGCAAAUCAACCUCCUCGGUGACCCCAGCCGAAGCAGACGAGCCGUCGCAGCUGUCUCCGCAAGCGCAGAGCACGGCCGACAAGCCCAUCACCGCGACGGAACAGCAGUUGAAGGCGCGUGCAGAGCUGGGCGUGAGCGUCGAUGACUACCUCCUCCCGCGCUCGCUGACAAUCCGGCUGGCGAAGUCGGUGCUUCCGCCCAACACGACGAUCCAAAAGGACGCCGUCCUGGCCAUACAGAAGGCAGCGACGGUUUUCAUCUCGUACCUCUCAUCACACGCCAACGACGAAACCCUCAAACGCACCGUCGCCCCCGCAGAUGUCUUCAGCGCUCUCUCUGAGCUCGAAUUCGACUCCUUCCGCCCGCGCCUCGAGCAGGAGCUCGACGCUUACACAGAGAUCAAAGCCGGCAAGCGCAAGGCCAAGAAAUCCGACGUGACCGGCGGCGCUGAAGGUUCCAGCGCUGCGGCUGGGCCAUCCGCCGCCCAAGCCGAUGCCGAGGAUGUCGAGAUGGUGGAUAACCCCGCGAAGCGGGUGAAGCGUGACGGCGAGCACGCUGGCGCGGGCGAGCACGCUGAUGGUGAUGAGACGCAGGAGGAAGAUGUUGAGGAAGAGGAGGGUGAGGAGGAGGAAGAGGAGGGUGAGGAGGAGGACGAUGAGGAGGAUGAGGGCCAGAAGGGCGAGGAGGAUGUUGACCGGGUGGAGGAUUUGGAUGCGGCGCCUAGGCGGAUGGAUCCUGAUGCUGAUGAGACAGAUGAUGAUGAUGGGCCGGCCAGUCAGUUGCGGGAUGAUCUGGGGCUGGGUUAA
This is a messenger RNA of Penicillium canariense, 816 nucleotides long. RefSeq lists its product as uncharacterized. The coding region runs from base 1 to 816 and encodes 271 amino acids. Gene Ontology annotation, molecular function: protein heterodimerization activity; chromatin DNA binding. The transcript has 3 exons. Lineage: Eukaryota; Fungi; Ascomycota; Eurotiomycetes; Eurotiales; Aspergillaceae. The record is from RefSeq and is a predicted model, not a curated record. Gene Ontology annotation, cellular component: CHRAC; epsilon DNA polymerase complex. Gene Ontology annotation, biological process: leading strand elongation; heterochromatin formation; DNA damage response.